Molecule: messenger RNA, 1007 nt
Organism: Helianthus annuus (common sunflower)
Lineage: Eukaryota; Viridiplantae; Streptophyta; Magnoliopsida; Asterales; Asteraceae
Exons: 2
Coding region: 420-821 (133 amino acids)
Source: RefSeq, a predicted model, not a curated record
GACACCCUCUCUAAAUUCCCCUUUUCUUCUCUACAGGUGUUGUCUUCAACACACACACAUAGAAACACAUACAAGAACCAUGUUUUUUUUUUUAAAUAAACACACAUAAAUCGGUUUGCUUCUCUCUCAAUGUCUUCCAGCAACACAAAAGAGAUAUCAUCUCUAAACGCACACAAACACAGACAAACCUAAAUCAAAACCUCAGUCCUUCACAUCUCAAACACCUACACACACCAACAAACCCCUGCUCUCUCGUGAUGCCUCUGGCCGACCACAACCGGAGCCGGAACCGGCGGCCAGAGAGCUUCUCCGGUCGAUAUGUUUGCUCGGUGGAACACCCCCCACUCUGAUCUCACCUGCUGCAAACCCACCUCCGAUCACCUCUUUUUACGGCGACAGAAGCAGCAGCGCCGCCGCUCAUGGCGGCGGCAAUGGAUUCCGGCAACCGUUCUUUCUCGGGUAAAUCGCACCGUAGGAGUCGACGAAACCCGACUGUGACCGGAGACGCCAUUUCUUGCAGUAGCGCCUCGCGUACGGCGGCGUGUGUAUCCUUUUCGACAAGUUUACCGAAGAUGAUGGUUAUGAGGAUGAUUGACGGCGACGGUGGUGGCGGUUAUUUGGUUUCAGGCUCGAUUUGGUUCGAGUCACGUUUAAGUUCAAGAUUCGCGUGUCGCGACUCAGCUUGGUUAUGGGUUCAGGUUCACUCCAGUCGACUCGGUCAACACCGGGUCGACUCAUUCAACACCGGGUCAACCCAGUCAACCGGUCAAUGUCAGUCAACAUUGGUCAACGAAGUCAAACCAGUCAACACAUCAGGUUGACUGGUCAAAGAUGGUCAACUGGGAUCUCGGUUCAGUUACGGUUCACAACUAUGGUCAACUGGUCAACACAAGAUGUGGUAAAGUCUUAACGACACGAAUUUUCGUCGUAUCGUUUAUAUAGUUACAUUUUUUUACGCGUACCGAGCUCGAACCGAAUAUAUUUAGUGGUUGUUUUCAUUUUUUUUA